AUGAAAAAAAAUAAAAUAAUAAUAUUUUUAUUUUUACUAAUAUUUAUUAUUCAAAGUAGUUUUAUAUCUACAGUUGAAUCAGGAUCAACGUUGGACUUAACAACAUGGUCAACAAAUGGUACUUUAUCAACAUGUAUAUAUUAUAACUUUGAAAAAAAUGAAUAUUACGAUUUAAAUCCGUUAUCAAAAGCCGAAGGAUACGAAAUCAAAACUUUCAAUCCCACCACCGGUGUAUGGGCAACCCAGUUUAAUUUUAAUUUUUGUAAAAGAUCGCCACAAUGUACAAUGGUUGCAAAUGAACUUGCUUGCUUACUAGAUGCAACAAAUGGUUUAAGCUACACAACUUAUACAGAUUUAAAUAAAGUUCACACAGCCACAUUCUUUGACAAUUACUUCAAAAUCAAAUAUGAAUCAAGUAUUUGUGGUUCCAAUGGAUUUGUGUAUCAAUUCGAGUGUGACCAAUUGAAUGAUUACUUAUAUGUAGCCACAAGUAAUAAAUGUACUCAUAUAAUCAAAUCAAAGCAUGCUUGUAAAAAGAAAGGUGUAUUAUUUAAUAAUGGUGCUUUAUACGAUUUAAGAGCUUUAGCAUCCACAAAUUUAUAUCAAAGUACUGAUUAUAGUAAAGAUGUUUUGUUUAAUUUAUUCGACAAUGCAGACAGAUGCACAUCAUUAAGCGGGGUUACUUCAAAUAAAUAUCAAGCUUGUCUCUUAACCGUUAAAGAUAAAACAAAAACUAUGGAUGAUAAUUUAAGAUACGAUUUGGAUAAAGGAGUUUUAAAUACUGGCUCAGUUACAGAAGCUAAAACUAUCACUUUUGACACAGUUAACCAAAUUAUUACUAUUAAAAUCUCAUCUCCUCAAUCUUAUUCAACUCAAUGCACUGCCUCUAAUAGCCGUUUCUAUACAUCAUUUAAUCUCUAUUGUGAUCCAUUCAAACAUUACUUUAUUGACCAAUUAGAAACUUCAAGUACUUCCAACUGUUAUAAUAAUAUCAAAAUUUAUACUAAAUAUGCUUGCCCAACUUCAUAUCUCUUUGAUAAAUCUCAGUUUUACGAUUUGUCACCAAUUCAAUUACCCCAAACAAGUUUCUAUAACAUUAAACAUGUUACAAAUUCAAAAACAUAUAAUAUUUUAUUUAAUAUUGGUAAUAAAGUUAAACAGUGUCACGAUUUAAUGGGUGUUAGCACAGGUAUUCAUUAUGCAUGUCAAUAUUCACAUUCAGCUGGGAAUACUAAUCAAAUUGCCUCAGCUUCUCAAGGUCAAAAGGUAACUCUUGAUUAUAAUAGAAUUACGCUUGAAUAUAAAUCAGCACCCGUCGCUGGUGAAUGUCUUAGAAAGUUAUCAAUAGUAUUACUUUGCAAUCAAAAUAUACAUUUUAGAAUUUUAUCUGCUGUGGAGUCUAGUGUUUUAUGUAUCUAUACAAUUACUGUUGAAACUAAAUAUGCUUGUUCAUCCAGUGUUUAUUAUGAUACCUCAAAAUCAAAUUAUUUCGAUUUAACUCAAUUAACAAAAGUAAACGAUAGAAGCGUUUCUAUGUCCGCAAAUGGAGUUUCAUAUACACUCCGUUAUGCUGUUAGUACAACAAACCUAUUUUGUCAAUCCUAUGGUUCAUCAGACCGUGAUUAUCAAGCAUGUCAACUUAUUGAUGGUGUUCUUUAUCAUGUUGGAAGUAUUAGUAAUCAAACAUCGAUUGCUUCUAGUAAUGGUAUUGUUGUUUCAUAUGUUUCUGCCCCAGAUGCUGGAAAACCUUGCCAAGGAAAAAUUCAAAGAGUUUUAAAUCUUGAUUUAAGAUGUGAUUCAUCUACUGAAUAUUCUCUACAAACUGCAGUUGAAACCACAGGUACCUGGGCAUGUUUAUACAAUUUACAAGCAAAUUCAAAAUAUGCAUGUCCAUUAACUUCAGCACCAAUAUUACCUGCAGUUAUUCCUCCAGUACCUUAUAUUUUAGGUGGUGGUCCAGCCUCAAAUAAUCCAAAUUUAGAAAAUCAUUUAAAUGGUAAAUUUUAUGAUACAUCAAGAAUCAAAUAUUAUGACCUUAGUGCUUUAAGAAGAUCCUCAACCGGAAUACCAUAUACAUAUACAAGUGGACAGGAUGUAUACUAUUACAAUUUAUUUGGUUCAACCUCUUCUUGUAAUAAUAUUGCAAAAAAUGAAUGGUAUCAAUCAUGUGUGUUUAAAUCAGGAACUGCUAAACUCCAAGGCCAUUUAUCAUCAUCAGAUUAUUCAUUCAUUGAAAAUGGUGUAACAAUUGCAUAUUAUUCAAAUGUUGUCGAAUCCGAAUGUAGUGUUAAUAAUGGUGUUAGAAAGUUUGAAAUUGAAUUUGCAUGCGAUGCAUCCCAAGAAUAUUCUUUAGUAACGGUUAAAAAUACUAAUGCUUGUUAUAUUAAACUCCAUAUUAAAACCAAAUAUGCAUGCCCAAUUAACUCAAUGUAUAUUUUGGAUGGUCUAAUUUAUAAUCUCAAACCAAUGGUAUUACCAUCUUCAAGUAAUCCAUUUUCAGCUUCAGUUUCUGUAUCUGGAAAUGAAUAUGACGUUUUCUUUAAUAUUUUUAACCCAUGUGACUAUUGUAAAGUUAGAGCUUCAACUUCAACUACCCUUUAUGCUGCCAUCGUUUCAAAAUCUGGUACUUCUGUUCAAGUUACUUCUAUUGCUAAUAAGCCAUCUAUUACCCCUGCAGUUUUUUCAGAUAGUUUAGAAAGAAUGGUUCUAGUAACUUUUGGUACUGUACUCCGUGUAGUACUUAUGUGUGACCCAAAAACUUCUUAUACUGUUUUAAAAAUGACAAAUCCAUCAUCAAAUGAUUAUAUUUUAUAUAUCUAUACAAAAUUUGCAUGUCCUUCAUAUAGAUUGUUUGAAGAAACAAAUGGUAACCAUAUUGACAUUUCCCCACUUCAAAACUCUGUUAAGGCAGAGCCUUUUUCAUUUAUUAAUCCUCAAAAUAACGAUAAGAUUUAUUAUACUAUUGGUAAUGGUGUUUUUGGGGGAUGUGGAAAAGGUUUCCAAACAUCACAAUCAUGUAUUGUUUCAAACACGGGUGCAAUAACACCUAUUGCCGAUAUUACAAAAAGUCAAAUUAUUACCAAAUUAUCAAAUGGUUUACAAAUUAGUUAUUAUGGUCUUGUAUCAAGUGCUUUUGAUCCUCCACCAAAUACAGAUGAUAUUUAUGGUUAUAAGAAUCCUUCUUUUACAAUUGAUUUACAAUGUGACUCAACUAUAGAUUAUGCUCUAGAAACUUCCAAGGUUUAUAAAAAUUAUGUAUCAGUUAAGGCCAAAUCGAAAUAUGCAUGUCCCAAAUUACUCUCAAAUGACUUCAUUUCCAAUCCUUAUGUAGACCCUUGCGUAUUAACAUGUGAAAAAAAAAAACUUACCGACCUCAAUGAUAUAGUUAACGUACUUCAAAGUCUUGGUAUUUGCCAAGUUGAAUUUAUGGUAUAUAAUAUUAGAGAUUUAUUAGAUAGAUGGGUUGGAAACAAUAUCGAAGGUGAUUACACAAGUGGACAAGUUUAUAAAAACCUUUUCACAUCUUUGCCACCUGCAAAUUAUAUUCUUUCAUAUUAUGCUGCAUUAAAUCCAUCAAAUGCUUGUGCAUACAGUCCAACUGGUAAGAACAAAGGUUCUAUUAGAUUAUCAGAUAUGUUUUAUGUUACCAGUGAUCUUAAACUAAUUACAUCAUCUCAAUCAAAUUUACUCAAAGGAACUGAUGAUCCAUUCACCAAUGUGUAUUAUAAACAAUUUGGUUCUCAAGCAUACGGUCUUGCAAUUAUUGAAUAUCAAGGUAAACUUUGUUAUUUUGAAGAAACCACAAGAGCCAUUGCUGAAUCUACCAAAUUUUUUGAAAAGUGUCCAUUUUAUUUCUUACCAAUAGUAACAGGUAUAACUUCCUCAAGCGGUUAUACAGGUGGAGACCUUAAAAUUCUUGGUUAUCGUUUUCUUUCAGACUCAUAUAGUAUAGUCUUUUCAAGCCAAAGUGGAAUUUCAUAUGGUACCAUAAUUAACAGAUCCGAUGAUGUUAUUAUUGUUAUUAUCCCAAGAGGUUUAGGUAGUGGUUUUGUUUAUCUCGAAACAUUUGGUGGUGCACAAACAAAAAAAUUCGAAUUCACAUUCUUAGAGAGAAAAUCAGAGAAAAUUAUUAUCAACGAAUUCCAAACAGCAGAAGUUAAUAGAUUCUAUUUUAUUGGUUCUGGUUUUGACUCAGUUAUUAAACCAUACAUCAUGGAGAAUAAUGAAUUAAUUCACUGCGAAUUUGAAAGUAGUUGUAAUAAAGUACCAACAUCAAUUAUCGAAGGAUUACCAGAAGGUCAAUAUGUAACCAAUCGUCCAUGUCUCAGUCAACAAGCAUAUGUAUCAAAUGAAAAUUAUUUCAAUUCAAAUAUAUACAAAAUCUUUGUUUGUAUUAAAAAAUCUUUGGGUGUUGGUAAAGGCACAAUCAAAUUUGAUGAAACUGGUGAUGUUAUCAGCUAUAGUUAUAGUAGACCAUACUUUUACCAAUUAAGCGAAUAUUUUAUGGGAACCGAUGGUGGAUAUAUGCACAUUAGUGGUUUUAAUUUCCCUCCAACUAAAGAAAUUAUUGAUAAAGGUUUAACACCACCAACAGUUUGGCCAGAGACUAAUGUUUACUUUAGUGGUAUUGAAAUUUCAAAUGUAGAAUGGACAAGUUCUAGUGAUUUCAAGGUUUUAAUACCACCAGGUAUUGGAAUGGGUUCAGUUACAUUUAGAGUAGGUGGCCAGUCUCCUGAGCAAGGUGGUUAUUCUGUAAUGUACGGUUUGCCAUCAGUAACAACAAGAAGUCUUGGUUCGACAGAUGGUGGUGAAUUAUUUUUCAUUGGUAAUAACUUAGUUCCAUCAUCAUUAUCAAGUCAAGUCAAUCAAAUACCACCAGAUAACUCAAAUAAUUUUAAAUUUAACGAAGUUAUUUCAAAAUCAAUAACAUGGUAUAACUCUACCCAUGCUAAAGCCAUGGUCCCAAAAGGUAUUGGUACAAUCCCAGUUUCGGCUACAGUUGGUGGAUUCAGAUCAGAUUUUGCUUAUCCAGGAGGCCAAUAUUUCCAAUUUUUCUCAUAUGAUAGUCCAUAUAUUACACCAACACCAUAUAUUUCAUAUGAAAAUGAUUUUAUUACCAUCAAUGGCCAAAAUUUCGUCCCAGCUGGAAUUGAUCCAGAAACUAAUAGUAAUGUUGGUAUGUAUUUCGGACCUAGUACUGUUAAAAUUGGCGAUAAUUUAUGUAAAGAAACCAUUUGGGUAGAUUCAAAGACUAUUAAAUGUAAAGUUCCAGCAGGUUCAGGUAUUGGGUUAUCAAUUGAAGUCUAUAUUGGUGGUUUAAAAUCAGCUUUAAAUAAUUAUUUUUCAUAUUACGAUCAAUGUGAUCAUGUUUGUGAUCAAUUAACCAAAGACGAAUUAGAAGACAUUAAGAAAAAUGGUAAAACUGAUUUAAAGAGUUCUUUAAUUUUAAUGGGAAGUUGUUUAAACCAAUUCAAUAGUUACUCAUCAUUCGAAGCCAUUGAGUCAUUUAUUUUAAAUAGAUGGGUUAAAGAUCCAACACCAAAAAACCAUAUUUCAGGUCAAUUAUAUAAAUAUUUAAAUGGUGAUUCAUCAAAACAAACCAUUCAACUAUUAGGCAAAUACUUUAAUACACAAUCUUUAAAUAUUUUAGAUGAUGUCAAUACAUGCACAUAUAAUACAAAUAGAAGAACCUUUUCCUUGUAUGAUAUUAUCAAUGUUAGUGCUGAUAUCUUCAAAUUGGUAGUUGCUUCUCCAGUAAUUGAGGGAAACAUUAUUAAAUAUUCCAAAGGUUAUUCAACUUAUUAUUUUUCAUCUCCAAAAUCAACAGAAACCAAUAUAGGUUUAUCAAUUGUUUUCAUUAAUAAUAGAAUCUGUAGUUUUAUCGAAUCAUCAUAUCAAGACUUUAAGAAUGGUAAAAUUUUAACAUCAUGUCCAGUAGGUCCAAUCGUAGAUCAAGUCACCAACCCAACUACAACCACAGCUAAUGGUCAAUAUUCAAUCACAGUCCAAGGUAGAUUAUUUGAUCAAACAACAUUAAUUAAAGUCAAAUCUACUCAAUGUGAUGUUAACUACAAUGGUAUUGUAACUGAUCCAACUACCAAUAUCCAAACAUUAACAUGCUCAUUACCAUUAAGCACAACACCAGAUUUCUCAUUGGCUCCAAUUACAAUUUAUAAUCAAUAUACCAAGGAUUAUUACGAGAAUCAAUACUCAUUUAAAAAAGAAUUUUUCUUUAAUUACCCAGUUGCCAAAGUUAAUCAAAUUAUCUAUCCAAAUAAUAACGAUUUAUCGGUCGAGAUUGACUCAACUAUUCAAAUCAUUGGUGAAAAUUUCUUUACAUUCGGUAUUCAGCUAACUAGUGGUAUUCAAGUUACAAAUGGUGAAAUAGAUUUAACUCACACAAUCUUUGACCAAAAAAGCAUUAAUGGAGUUGAUUCUUUUUCAAUUAAAGCCAGCAGUUAUGGUAAAAUAAAUAUUAUAAAAGUUUAUUAUUUAAAUAAUUUAAUCAUGAAAUUUGGUGAAGAUGUAGAUAAUGACUUUUCAAUUUCAGAACCAGUUAUAACCAGUCUAUCUAAAUCAAGUGGUUUUUAUAAUGAUGUUGUUACUAUCUAUGGUAAUAACUUUUAUAAUGGAAAAACUAAAGUCUAUUUUUCAGAAGAAGAGUGCCAAACAGUUGAAUGGGUUUCAAAUAAAGAAAUAAUUGUCACCGUACCACAUGGUUAUCUCUAUGCAAUCGUUAGGGUUAAAGUUGGUGGUUCAACAAACGAUGAAGAGUUUAAAUUUAACUAUGGAGUCCCAACUAUUGAUAAAGUGAUAUAUCAUCCACAGAUCAAUACAAGUGUUACAGAUUAUUUAGAUAAUUUUGUAAUUGUCGGUAGAAAUUUAGGUUCUUAUAUAAAUGAACAACCAGAUAUCUAUAUUUUAGAUAGUGUAAUUACUUGUGAUUCAUAUUUCUGUAGCGAAGAUGAAUUUGACACAGAAGAUGAAGAAAACCAAUCAAAUAUUUGUUCCCAUUUAAAAAAAAUAGGAUAUCAACACUAUAAUGAACUUAUCGAUAUUUUCUAUUGCUCAUUUGACUCUUUUAUUGGCAAAAAUCUUACAAUUGAUAUCGAGAUUAUUGAUGGCACUCAAGUUUCAAAUAAAACAUAUUUAUACUCUUACUUUGAGCCAUAUAUCGAAAGUGUGUCAUUAAAUCAAUCAGACACUGAUGGUGGUUUAAAUAUUACAAUUGAUGGUUAUAACUUCCCACCAUUUGAAACUUUAAGCCCUUACUAUGAUAAUUCAGAUAUUACCUGGUUAGAAGAAUCAAAUGUUACAAUUGGCUCUAAUUAUACAUGCGCAGUUAUCGAGUUUUUCAAUUCAACUCAACUUAAUUGUACAAUCCCACCAGGAAUUGGUGCAAAUCAUACAAUUGUCGUCUUUGUUGGUCAACAAAACUCAUCUCUAGUUAGCCAGGAAUAUUUAUUCUCAUAUAAUCCACCAGCACUUAAUAUUUCAUCUGAUAAAGAAAGUGAAGAUAAAGUUUAUUAUAGAGCCCCAACCAACGGUACAGUUCAAUUUAUAAUUAAUGGUACAAAUUUCAUUCCAAAGGAUUUAUCAAGCUAUUAUAAUGAAAAUGAAAAUAUAACAUUAAAUUAUAUUAAAAUUGGAGAAAACUAUUGCAAUGAAACCAAAUGGAUCAACUCUACUUCAAUCGAAUGCAAACCACAACCAGGUAUUGGUGAGAAUUUACUAGUUCAAGUUAUGGUUGGUGGUCAAAUAACAAAUGAAACAGUUUAUUUCUCUUAUGAUAAACCAGUUUUGAAUAAUGUAAAUUACACAGCCCCAACAAAUGGUACCAAGGAAAUUACAAUUUCUGGAGAAAACUUUAUUCCAAUUGAAUUUAUUGAACAAAAUAAUGGUAAUAUUAAUGAAGCUGAAAACUUUAUUAAAAUUGGCGAUACUAAAUGUGAUGAAACCAAAUGGAUCAACUCUACCCAUGUUUCAUGUAAACCAUCACCAGGUGUUGGUAAAGAUUAUCUUGUUACAAUUACAGUUGGAAAUCAAAAAUCAAACGAAACUAUUUAUUUCUCUUAUGAUAAACCAAUUUUAGAUCAGAAUAGUUAUAACGGUUCAACAAAUGGUACCACCACAAUCGAAAUUUCAGGUCAAAACUUUGUACCAAAAGAAUUGGCAGAGCAAUACAACAGUAAUCAAAAUGAAAAGAAUAACAUUAAAGUUGAUGGUUUCGAUUGUUUAAUCAUUGAAUGGAUCAACUCAACAGCAGUUAAAUGUAGAGUUCCAUCAGGUCAAGGUAAAGAAUUAGAAAUUAAAAUUUUGGUAGAAAAUCAAGAAACUGAACCAAAUAAACAUUUCUCAUAUUAUCCACCAACAAUCGAAUCUGUUAAUCCAAAUAGAUAUAGAUCCAAUAGUGACGAUACUGUCAAAAUAACAAUUAAGGGUUAUGAUUUCGGUAAAGAUAAUCAAGUCGUUAAAAUUGGUGACAAUGAUUGCACACAGGUCGAAUUUAACAAUAAAGAUUUAACAUGCAAUUUGCCAAAAUCAAAUAAAGUUGGAAAAGAAAUUGUAAAAGUAAUGGUUGCUGGCCAAGAUUCAAACACCGAUAUUUCCUUUGAAUAUUAUGGUAAACCAUUCAUUGAUAGUAUCUCAAAACCAUCUUUUACAACAUUUGAUGGUGGAGAUGAAAUCACAAUCAAAGGUGGUAACUUUAUCGAAAAAGGUGAAAACGAAGAUGAUCUCUCAGUAUUAUUCAAUGGUGAAAGUGCAACAACUGUAGGUAAAGCUACAAAUGAAACAAUUGUUAUUUUAUCAAAGAAGGGUUAUAAAUCAAAUACUCCAAUUAAAGUAAAAUUAAAUGGACAAGAAAGUAAUGAAGAUACAUCGUUCUCAUACUCUGAUCCAUCAAUAUCAUCAGUUUCACCAUCAAGUGGUAAAUACAAUCUUAAAACUCCAAUUUCAAUUAAUGGUAAAAAUCUAGGUUUAGAAGGCGAGGAAUCUGAAUUAUCAAUUAGUAUUGGUUCUUCAAGUUGUGAUAGUGUUCGUAUUGUAUCAAGUCAACUCGUAACAUGCACUGUACCUUCAGUUUCAAGAGAAGAAUCUGGUACAAAAGAAUUAACCCUUAGAUUCAAUUCUAAGGAUACCGAGUCUCAAUAUACCUAUGAAGAUGAAGAUUCAAGUGAUAGCAGUGAUAGUAGUAAUAGUAGCAAAGGUAGUGGUGAUGAUGAUGGUGGUGAUGAUGAUGGUGGUGAUGAUGGCGGUGAUGGAACCUCUACUACUUCAGGUGGCUCAGGUGGCCCAGGUGGCCCGGGUGACGCAGCUGCAGCUGCAGCAGCAGCAGCUGCUGCUGCUGCUGCAAGUAGUACUGCAGGUGGUUCUGCAGGUGGUACUGCGGGUGGCAGUACUGCAGGUGGUUCUACUACAGGUGGUAGUACUGCAGGUGGUUCUACUGCAGGUGGUUCUACUACAAGUGGUACAGGUGUCUCAGGUGGCACAGGUGGAACAACAACAACAAGUGUUUCAACCAGCAUAUCAACAGGUAUAAUUUCAGGUAGCUCUUCAGACUCGAAAGAAUCUUCAGACGCAUCAGAGGACUCUUCAAGAGGUUCAUCAGAUAGCAGAUCAUCAUCAGCUAGUGAUUCAUCAGAUAGUAGCUCUUCAUCAACUGGCAGCUCAUCAUCAGAUAGUAGUUCUUCAUCAACUAGCAGUUCAUCAGAUAGUAAUUCAUCAGCUAACAGUUCAUCAGAUAGCAGUUCAUCAGAUAGCAGCUCUUCAUCAACUAGCAGUUCAUCAGCUAACAGUUCUUCAGAUAGCAGUUCUUCAGACAGCAGUUCCUCAUCAACUAGCAGUUCUUCAGAUAGCAGUUCUUCAUCAACUAGCAGUUCAUCAGCAAGCGGUUCAUCAACAAGCAGUUCAUCAGACAGCAGCUCCUCAUCAGCUAGUGGUUCAUCAGAUAGCAGCUCAUCAACAAGCAGUUCAUCAGCUAGUGGUUCAUCAGACAGUAGCUCCUCAUCAACAAGCAGUUCAUCGGAUAGUAGUUCAUCAGAUAGUAGUUCAUCAGCAAGCGGUUCAUCAGAUAGUAGUUCAUCAACAAGCAGUUCAUCAGAUAGUAGUUCAUCAACAAGCAGUUCAUCAGCUAGUGGUUCAACAGAUAGUAGCUCUUCAUCAACAAGCAGUUCAUCAGAUAGCAGUUCAUCCUCAUCAACAAGCAGUUCAUCAGAUAGUAGUUCAUCAGCAAGCGGUUCAUCAGAUAGUAGUUCAUCAACAAGCAGUUCAUCAGCUAGUGGUUCAACAGAUAGCAGCUCUUCAUCAACAAGCAGUUCAUCAGAUAGCAGUUCAACAGAUAGUAGCUCAUCAACAAGCAGUUCAUCAGAUAGCAGCUCUUCAUUAGACAGCAGCUCCUCAUCAACAAGCAGUUCAUCAGCUAGUAGUUCAUCAACAAGCAGUUCAUCAGAUAGUAGUUCAUCAGAUAGUAGUUCAUCAACAAGCAGUUCAUCAGCUAGUGGUUCAUCAGAUAGUAGUUCAUCAGAUAGCAGUUCUUCAUCAACAAGCAGUUCAUCAUCUAGUGGUUCAUCAGAUAGCAGCUCUUCUACUAGCAGUUCAUCAACCAGCAGCUCAUCUGCAGGUAGCGAAAGUUCAUCAACUAGCGAAUCAAAUGAUAAUAUAAAAUGCAUUUAUAACCCAAUCGAUACAAUUUUGUCUUUUAGCAAUCCAAAUAAUGAAGCCAUAACAUGUAUUGAUAGUACCGGUUUAUCAAAUAUAUUUACAAGUGGUUUUAGUUGCACAAAUACAUCUUCAACAACAAUAGAAUGCUCCAAUAAUGACGGUAUAUUUACUUUCACAGAUUCUAUUAGAUGUUAUCUAGACAACCAAGAACUUAGUGGAUGUUCACUUGGAACUUUAGAAGGUAUUACUGAAAUUUUAGAUUUAACAGAUCAAAAAUUAGAAUGCAACUAUAACAAAGAAACAAAUACCUUAACUGCUAAAAACAAUGAACAUCAAUUCAUUUUCUGCUCCAAUGGCGAUGAUUACAAUCACAAAUUUGAAUUCAAUCAAAAUGUUAUUUGUAAUAAAAGAUAUGACCCAGAAACAUCACUCGAAUCAAUUGGUUGUUCAAUGGAGCAAAACCCAGAAUAUGUUAUGUUCUUUGAUAGAUCGGUAAGAUGCUACAUUGACGAUAAGACAUCAUGUUUCAUGAGCAUCUCUUCAAGCAGCUCAUCAUCAACUAGCUCCUCAUCGGAUAGUAGUUCAUCAACUAGCUCCUCAACUAGCUCCUCAUCAACUAGCUCCUCAUCAACUAGUUCAUCAAGCAGCUCAUCAAACAAUGAUUCAUCAUCCUCAAAACAAAAUACUCAAUGCACUUAUAAUCCAUUCCAAUCAACUUUAAUAUUUGAUAACCCAAAUAGCCAAGAAAUUACUUGUGUUGAUAAUAAUGGUUUAAGAAACACAUUUUACGAAAGCUUUAGUUGUUUAAACACCUCAUCAUCAACCAUUGAAUGCUCUAAUAGUUUUAACUCAGACAUUAUAACCUUUGGUGAAUCUAUCCAAUGUUAUUUAGAUGAUUCAGAGAUGAUUGGAUGUUCUCUUGAAAUAUUAGAGGGUCCAAUUGAAUCAUUUGAUUUAACAAAUCAAACAUUAAAAUGCCAUCAAGAAAAUAACAAACUAAAUAUUGAAAACACUGGUGAAAGCUUUAUUUUCUGUUUAAAAGGUAAUGACCACAAUUACAAAAUGGAAUUUUAUAAAGAAAUAGAAUGUUCAAAAUCAAUUGACCCAUAUACAUCACUUGAAGCCAUUGGUUGUUCGAUGAAACGUAAUCCAAACUACAUUAUGUACUUUGAUACAUCAGUAAAAUGUUUCAUUGAUAAUAAAUCAUCCUGUUUUAUGGAAAUUAACACAUAA
Dictyostelium purpureum is the source of this 11895-nucleotide messenger RNA. RefSeq lists its product as uncharacterized. Lineage: Eukaryota; Evosea; Eumycetozoa; Dictyosteliales; Dictyosteliaceae. The coding region runs from base 1 to 11895 and encodes 3964 amino acids. The record is from RefSeq and is a predicted model, not a curated record. The transcript has 5 exons.